AUGGCUUUUUCCGAACAGCACCAGGAUUUGAUAAUGACUGGAGAAGGAGGAGUCAGCAUCAAAGCCAAAACAUCUGUACAUGACUUGAGCAAGACGCAGCAGACCAAACUCACUGUGGGCCGCCUAGGAUUAGGCCUCAUCAUCAUCCAGCAUGGACCCUACCUCCAGAUCACCCACCUCAUCCGGAAGGGGGCUGCAGCCAGUGAUGGGAAACUCCAGCCAGGUGAUGUUCUGAUUAGUGUUGGCCAUGCCAGUGUGUUGGGAUAUACUCUGCGAGAAUUUUUACAGCUUUUGCAACAUAUCACCAUUGGAACAGUGCUACAAAUCAAGGUUUACCGAGAUUUUAUUGACAUUCCUGAAGAAUGGCAAGAAAUAUAUGACUUAAUCCCUGAGACCAAAUUCCCAGUAACAAGCACACCAAAGAAAACUGAGCUGUCAAAAGAUGAAUCUUUCACAAGCGGUGAUGAUAAUGAACAUGUAGUUUUAGAUAAAAGACUUCAAUAUUAUAGAUAUCCAUGGUCAACUCCGCAUCACCCUGCAAGGAGACCAAUAUCCAUCUCCAGAGACUGGCAUGGAUAUAAUAAUAAGAACCAUAUUAUUAGUGUGGGAAAAGACACUAAUUGUGAUGUGAUGAUUCAUAGAGACUACCAGAAAGAAGUGAGGGCCCCUUCUCCAUACUGGAUAAUGGUGAAGCAAGACAAUGAAAGCUCUUCCUCCUCUACUUCCUCUACCUCAGAUGCAUUUUGGCUGGAAGACUGUGCCCAAGUUGAAAAGGGUAAAGCCCAACCGGAAUCAGAGGUUGGUUAGCAAAUCUGUGUUCAUAUAAGCAUUUAUCUUGCAGACACCCCAGUUUUGUGCCUCACCAUGCAAAAGUUUGCUAUACUUAUCAAGGACUGUCUACAGACUCACCAAUUCUCUUCUCUUCUGACUGCGUUUAUAAAGCCAUUAGAGAUAUUCUUCAACAGCGUUAUCUAAAGACUUCCCUGGGGUCUUGCAGGCCUCACAAAUCUCUUCAGAAUAAGACCCUCCUUUCUGAGAAGAAUUUAUUUUUAGAAAAUGCAGUAUAGAAAUCUAGUAUCAGAAUGUCUGAACACAGUAAAGAAUGGCACUUUAUGUAAACACAUUUUUCUUUAAGUAUUUAGUUUCUGUUUUUGUAAACUUCAAGUACUAUAAUUAAAAUAAUUAAGAGAUAGAUUCCUUGGCUAGUUAUUCACAUUAGCAUUUUUUUUCCACUUUUUAGCUCUUUUACUUUAAAUGUUGAGUUGAGAGUUAAUUACUUGAAAGAGACAGGACAGUAACAGAUAAGAGACAGAAGAUGAGAGAAAAA
Molecule: messenger RNA, 1327 nt
Organism: Sapajus apella (tufted capuchin)
Lineage: Eukaryota; Metazoa; Chordata; Mammalia; Primates; Cebidae
Gene: PDZD9
Product: PDZ domain containing 9
Exons: 4
Coding region: 1-807 (268 amino acids)
Molecular function (GO): protein binding
Source: RefSeq, a predicted model, not a curated record